Molecule: messenger RNA, 990 nt
Organism: Eutrema salsugineum
Lineage: Eukaryota; Viridiplantae; Streptophyta; Magnoliopsida; Brassicales; Brassicaceae
Product: protein RER1C
Biological process (GO): protein retention in ER lumen; retrograde vesicle-mediated transport, Golgi to endoplasmic reticulum
Cellular component (GO): Golgi membrane
Source: RefSeq, a predicted model, not a curated record
AAUCUACCCAUCUCCGUCUCCUCCGUCGCAGUUUCAACAUCCAGAGACAGUGAGUGUGAGAGAGAGAGAGUUCGAAGUUGGUGCAUCCAUGGAACCCGAAACUACUGGUGGUGUUUCAGCAGCAGCAGCAGCCACCGAUGAUGUCCAAUCUAACGGCUCUUCGUCUCCCGCGGACGCCGUUUCACGGUUGAUCCACGCCGUGGAGCAGCGGCAACAGCAUCUUCUCGAUAAGACGGUUCCUCACGUUCUCUAUCGAUGGAUCGCUUGCCUCUGUGUCGUACUCAUCUACUUCGUGCGCGUCUUCUUGGUUGAAGGCUUCUACAUCAUCACCUACGCCAUCGGAAUCUACCUUUUGAACCUCAUCAUCGCUUUUCUCUCCCCUCAAGAAGAUCCCGAGUCUUCUCUCACCGGUGGGACUCUUCCUACUCGUAGAUCCGAUGAGUAUCGACCGUUUGUUCGCCGUCUCCCUGAAUUCAAGUUCUGGUUAUCGAUCAUCAGGGCAUUUGCCAUCGGUUUUACGAUGACGUUCUUCGAUGUAUUUGAUGUACCUGUUUUCUGGCCAAUACUUCUUUUCUACUGGGUGAUGCUUUUUAUCCUCACAAUGAGGAAACAGAUACAACAUAUGAUCAAAUACAGAUAUGUCCCUUUCUCUUUCGGGAAACAGAAAUAUGGAAAGAAACCUGCUCCAACAGAGAGCAGUGAAUGAUCAAAAUCCGACGAAGUAACCGUUCAGGUCAGCGAUUUUUAAAACCCUCUGAGAAAGUAACAGUUCUUUUAGAGGUCGGUCUUUUAUUUGCUUUUGAUCGCCCGAAGCUUUUGUGAAGGAUGAAAUAGACAGAUUUUGCUCUUUUUAUCAUCCUGACUGUUUUACUGGUUUUCACCUGAACACCAAUGUAUCUUAUUAUUACAUUGUUUUUGUCAAUGAGAAUAAUGUUUUAUAUACUUGAUUCUUCCGUAAUCAUCAUGAAAUCGUAAUCAAGGUUCGAUGAA